Molecule: messenger RNA, 306 nt
Organism: Talaromyces stipitatus ATCC 10500
Lineage: Eukaryota; Fungi; Ascomycota; Eurotiomycetes; Eurotiales; Trichocomaceae
Exons: 1
Source: RefSeq, a predicted model, not a curated record
ACAGAUUCCAGUGGACAUGGACAGUAUUGCCCCAAGACUAGUUGGACUCCAGCAAUCUUUGUCAGCGCUCAAGAGAGACUUAAAGACUCUAGCUUAUAAACAGUGGAGACAGAACUGUCAACAAAGUCAACGAGGCCGUAUUCUUUUCCAGAUCGUUGACAAACCAUCAAAGAAGAAUAUAGAGCUUCAUGCUAGACUUAGCAGGCCUCCAUCAUCUAUCUUAACACAAAUAGGGACAGGCAAUAUUAGCCUGCUGCAUUUCCUAUACAAAAGAAAUAUUCCAGGAAUCGAUGAUGGAGAAUGCCA